AAAAGUUUGGCGAAGGAAGAACACGGUGCAGCAGACAAGGCGCUCUCUCCCUAUCUCUCUCUGUUCGCAGAUCUAUCGUCUUUAGUCUUCUCAUUUCUCUCCUCGAUCUUUCCUUUCCUUCUCCGUUUAAAAUCCGUCUAUUUCUCUGGCUCUCUCUCGAUAUCUUUUAAUCCUUCUUCCUUGCUCUGAAAUCUCCAAGCACUGUUUCUGUCAACUGUGUUUUAUCUGACGCGAAAAACUGUCAUUUAAAACCCUAGUUACUGAAGAUUAGGGUUCGGUAUACUAUACCUGUCAGUGGAUCUGCGACCCAAAAUCUUUGUUUUUGGCUACUGCAUGCUUUUCUAGAAAAAGGGAGCGAGCAGGAGACUGAAAAUGUCCUCUUCUUACCCUGGACGUGUCAGUGCCACUCAGGUGGGGUCGUACUUUGUGGGACAGUACUAUCUAGUUCUUCAGCAACAGCCCGAUCGUGUUCAUCAGUUCUACACCGAAGGCAGCACCAUGAUACGAGUCGAUGGAGAUUCAAGCGAGUCCGCCUCUGCAAUGCUAGAAAUCCAUACACUUCUCAUAUCACUAAAUUUUACUGCAAUUGAGAUCAAGACAAUCAACUCUCUUGAUUCUUGGAAUGGAGGUGUUUUGGUGAUGGUUUCAGGAUUGGUUAAAACCAGAGAUUUCAGUGGAAGGAGAAAUUUUGUGCAGAGCUUUUUCCUUGCUCCUCAAGAGAAGGGUUACUUCGUUCUCAAUGAUAUCUUUCAGUUUGUUGAUGAUGGAAGAAUAUACCAACAUCAAGCACCCAUUCCAUUAGAAGGCAAUUUCGACACGCAAUCAAAUCCUUCUAACACUCUUCCAGAGCCGCCAGCAGUUUCUGACUAUGUGGAAGAGGCCCAGGACUAUGUGAAUUCAAUCCACAUAGAAGAUGAUCUAGUUGAUAAGUACAGUCUACCAGAGCAACAGCAGCAAGAGGACUAUGAGACUGAAAUUGUGGUGGAGGAAACUCCUGUAGAGGAGCCAUCUCCUUCAUUUCAAAGCAUGAUAAACACUGUGCACGAAGCCCCUGCUCCAGCUGUGGAGGAAUCAGUGGGAGAGGCACCAAAGAAAACUUAUGCUGCUAUUCUGGGAGUUUCUAAAGGACAGGCUGCAUCAUCAGUUGCAUCCCAGCCAUCUUUACGCAAAAGUUCUCCAGCUGUAUCAGACUGGAAUCAUACACCGCUGCCUGCUGCUCAGCAGUCAAACUUUGUGCUGUCAUUUGUGCCUGAAGCUGGGGUAGAUGUAGUGGAGGAGGGUCUGACAGUGGAAGAAGAAGAAGGUGAACCGAAGUCUGUCUAUGUGAGAAACUUGCCUUCUAAUGUUAGAGAAGCAGAAAUUGAGGAAGAAUUCAAGAACUUUGGCCAAAUAAUACCUGAUGGAAUCUUUAUUAGGUUUCGCAAGGAAAUUGGACUCUGUUAUGCUUUUGUCGAGUUUGAAGACCUUAUGGGCGUUCAAAAUGCACUCAAGGCAUCUCCAAUACAAUUGGCUGGAAGGCAAGUCUACAUUGAAGAGAGGAGACCAAACAGCAGCAGUGCUUAUCGAGGUGGAAGAAGGGGUAGAGGAAGAGGAAGUUACCAAACAGAGGCCCCAAAGGGGCGUUUUGGUGCUCGGAGCUUGGGCAGGGGAAGCAAUCAGGAUAGUGGUGAAUACAACAGACUAAGAGGCAAUGAUUUUUAUCAGCGUGGUUCACGAUGAGAUAAAAAAGACUGGCAAUCAAGUAUCUACCGAGAGGCGAAACUAUUCAUGGGCCAAACUUAGUUUUUGGAUUUGGGAGUUAUUUCAGCUUUUCGGGCUCAUCUAGAUCACACACUUUCCUCCUAGUGGUUCCAGGAAAUAUGUCGUACUUUCAGGUGUGCCAUUUUACGUGAAUGGGAUUUGUGAGAAACUUGUUUGUGUUGUUUCUUGUAUGUUGUUUUUCCCCGAUGAAUGAGUUUUAUCAUGCAAUUCAAGUGGGAUUUUUUUCGCUAAGCAUUUAAGUCACAUGUUUUCAGGAAAACAUGUUUGCUUCCCUAAUGGGUGACCCUAGGUUCUUAUCACAGUAUAUGACUCUUUUUAUUGGUCUGUGAAUCCAUGCUUACCUCUAUUCUCAUA
Molecule: messenger RNA, 2115 nt
Organism: Carya illinoinensis
Lineage: Eukaryota; Viridiplantae; Streptophyta; Magnoliopsida; Fagales; Juglandaceae
Product: nuclear transport factor 2
Exons: 9
Coding region: 373-1719 (448 amino acids)
Cellular component (GO): ribonucleoprotein complex; cytosol
Molecular function (GO): mRNA binding
Source: RefSeq, a predicted model, not a curated record